GUACUACGCAGCAGUGGAGGCCAAGAAGGAGCAGAGCAGCAAACACGCGCAGAGCUUCGGGGCGCGGCAGCCCACCAUGGGGGGCUCCAACCCGGGGCAGGAGCGAGGGGUCUGGCUGUCCCUCCUGGAGACCCUGCGGGAGCGGGAGCUGCUGCCUGCGGUGACGUUCACCUUCUCGCGGGGCCGCUGCGAGGACCAGGCGGCCGCCCUGGGCUCCCUCGACCUUCUGAGCGGGGCCGAGCGCGGCAGCGUCCGGCAGUUCCUGACGCGCUGCCUGGCCCGGCUGCGGGGCUCCGACCGCCGCCUGCCUCAGGUGUUGCAGCUGUCGGAGCUGCUGCAGCGUGGGAUCGGGGUGCACCACGGCGGGGUCCUGCCCCUGCUCAAGGAGGUCGUGGAGAUGCUCUUCAGCCAGGGCCUGGUCAAGGUGCUGUUUGCCACCGAGACCUUCGCCAUGGGGGUGAACAUGCCGGCGCGAACCGUCGUCUUCGAUUCCAUCCGCAAACACGACGGGAACAACUUCCGCGAUCUCCUGCCCGGUGCGGGGCCGGGGGGCGGCUGUGGGGUCACCGGGGCCGUGGGGCACCUGUGGGGCAGCAUUUGGGGUCUCGGUGACAUCUCUGUUGGGUUCCACCAGAGCGUUCCU
Molecule: messenger RNA, 643 nt
Organism: Corapipo altera (White-ruffed manakin)
Lineage: Eukaryota; Metazoa; Chordata; Aves; Passeriformes; Pipridae
Product: helicase SKI2W-like
Exons: 4
Biological process (GO): nuclear-transcribed mRNA catabolic process, 3'-5' exonucleolytic nonsense-mediated decay
Cellular component (GO): Ski complex
Molecular function (GO): RNA helicase activity
Source: RefSeq, a predicted model, not a curated record